GUUUGGCAAAGGGAAUGAAGUGGCGCUUUUCGGCAUUUUAUAGAGUUCCGUCUUCUGAGUAGGCUAGCAAAAAGGUGCCGAUAAUAUCGCAAUGCGUGUUUUAAUUUUCACGGCUAUAGCCCUGCUAGGGCUCGCUCUCGGAGAUGAAGUGCCCACCGAAGAAAAUGUACUCGUUUUGAGUAAAGCUAACUUUGAAACUGUAAUUUCAACCACGGAGUACAUUUUAGUUGAAUUCUAUGCUCCAUGGUGCGGCCACUGCAAGUCUCUGGCGCCGGAAUACGCCAAGGCAGCCACAAAGCUGGCUGAAGAAGAAUCUCCUAUCAAACUAGCGAAAGUUGACGCAACUCAAGAACAGGAUCUCGCCGAGAGCUACGGUGUACGAGGAUACCCGACUCUCAAAUUCUUCAGGAAUGGCAGUCCUAUCGACUAUUCAGGUGGUCGUCAAGCUGAUGACAUCAUUAGUUGGCUGAAGAAGAAGACUGGCCCCCCUGCUGUUGAGGUCACCUCUGCUGAACAGGCUAAAGAACUUAUUGAUGCCAAUACUGUUAUUGUAUUUGGUUUCUUUUCGGACCAGAGCUCAGCCAGAGCCAAAACUUUCCUUUCAACUGCUCAAGUUGUUGAUGACCAAGUAUUUGCUAUUGUCAGCGAUGAGAAAGUGAUCAAGGAGUUGGAGGCUGAAGAUGAAGAUGUUGUGCUUUUCAAGAACUUCGAAGAGAAACGUGUCAAAUAUGAAGAUGAAGAAAUCACUGAGGAUCUGCUCAAUGCUUGGGUGUUUGUCCAGAGCAUGCCUACUAUCGUUGAGUUCUCGCAUGAAACUGCUUCCAAGAUCUUUGGUGGAAAGAUCAAAUACCACCUUCUUAUCUUCUUAUCCAAGAAAAAUGGCGACUUCGAGAAAUACCUUGAGGAUUUGAAGCCGGUCGCGAAGACCUACCGCGACAGGAUCAUGACCGUCGCCAUCGAUGCCGACGAAGAUGAACACCAAAGGAUCUUGGAGUUCUUCGGUAUGAAGAAGGAUGAGGUUCCGUCUGCCCGUCUGAUCGCCCUUGAACAAGACAUGGCCAAAUACAAGCCCAGCAGUAAUGAGCUGUCGCCUAACGCUAUUGAGGAAUUCGUUCAAUCGUUCUUCGACGGCACCCUGAAGCAGCAUCUGCUGAGCGAGGACCUGCCCGCGGACUGGGCCGCCAAACCCGUCAAAGUGCUCGUCGCCGCCAACUUCGACGAAGUCGUCUUCGACACAACUAAGAAGGUCCUCGUCGAAUUCUACGCUCCUUGGUGCGGCCACUGCAAACAGCUGGUCCCUAUCUACGACAAGCUCGGCGAGCACUUUGAGAACGACGAUGACGUCAUCAUUGCCAAAAUCGACGCCACCGCCAACGAACUGGAACACACCAAGAUCACGUCCUUCCCAACGAUCAAACUUUACAGCAAGGACAACCAGGUCCACGACUACAACGGCGAGAGGACACUGGCCGGCCUCACUAAGUUCGUUGAGACCGACGGUGAAGGCGCCGAGCCAGUACCUUCUGUGACCGAAUUCGAAGAGGAGGAAGAUGUGCCUGCCAGAGACGAGUUAUAAACACUUGGCCGCGGCGCCCUCUUAUGAGACUUCCAUAGAAUAGUACUGUAUAGUUAUAAUUAUUUACUUUUUAUACUUACAAAUAUCUGCAUUUUGUUCGCUAGACUGUUUGUUGAAUUGUUCUCUAAAUUGUGUUGAAGUUGUUUGUCUAUUGAUGUCGUUUCUCAACCUUUUACUACGUAAUUGAUACUAAAAUAUUCAAAGUUUGACUACGCCUCCUCUCGCUACCUUUUAGUUCUAAUUUAACAAAAAUCUAAGAUCCAAAUCGACUGCCGUUAAAUAUUUCGAAUGCGAAUCUUAUUUUAUGACACGUUGCGACGAAAGUUUGAGAAACGAUGGCAUAUUCUAUGGGUUGUUAGUUACAUACGCACUUGAUAAUUUAUGUCGAACAUUCGUACAACCAGUGACCAGAGAGAGAGAGAGUACACAUGAAACUGAUUAUCCGCUUCAUCUAUGGACACGGAUCUCGUGCGAACUGUUGAACUUAAUUUAAAUGCUGUUUCUGUUCGUGACUCCUUCGUGACGUCAGCGUCGUUAGUUGUAGCAGCUGUAUUUAUAAUUUCUGUAUCAUAAUGAUCGUCUUAACAUUCCUUAGUACAAAGAUUAGUUACAUCGAACAAGUACGUGUUUUAUACUCGUAGAUAAUAUUGGCGAUUAUUUUGUACUUCUUUUUAUAUUAUAACCAUCACAAGAAAUAGAUUAAGAUAAAUAAAAA
This is a messenger RNA of Bombyx mandarina (wild silkworm), 2291 nucleotides long. It is a transcript of the gene Pdi, whose product is annotated as protein disulfide isomerase. Gene Ontology annotation, cellular component: endoplasmic reticulum. Gene Ontology annotation, molecular function: protein disulfide isomerase activity. NCBI's taxonomy places the organism in Eukaryota, Metazoa, Arthropoda, Insecta, Lepidoptera, Bombycidae. Gene Ontology annotation, biological process: response to endoplasmic reticulum stress; protein folding. The record is from RefSeq and is a predicted model, not a curated record.